GGCGGCUGUGGGGUAUAUAGGGCGGUGGCCGCUGACGGCGUCAUGUUCCCCUUCAACAGCUCGCCAUGAAGACCUGGAUUCUCGUCGCCGCCCUCGUGGCCGUCCUUGUUUCCGUGGCUAGUGCCAUGCCCCAGCCGGAGGCUGAGCCUGGCUUCCGCGGCGGCUUUGGCCACGGAGGCUUCGGCGGCGGGUUUGGUGGCGGCUUCGGCGGCUACGGAGGAUACCGCGGAAAGAGGAGCGCCGAAGCUGACCCUGACCCAGGCUUCCGUGGCGGCUUUGGCCAUGGCGGCUUCGGUGGCGGUUUUGGCGGUUUCGGCGGCUACGGAGGAUACCGCGGCAAGAGGAGCGCCGAGGCUGACCCUGAGCCAGGCUUCCGCGGCGGCUUUGGCCACGGCGGCUUCGGUGGUGGUUUUGGCGGCGGCUUCGGUGGGUACGGAGGAUACCGCGGCAAGAGGAGCGCAGAGGCUAACCCUGAGCCAGGCUUCCGUGGCGGCUUUGGAGGCUUCCAUGGAGGCUUCGGUGGCUUCGGAGGAGGACAUGGCGGCUUUGGUUACGGCAAAUGAAGGGAACAUCGUUUGUCUUAUAUGGUGUUUCGCUUCUACGACCGAUAAAUUUUACUUGCAGUAAAAGAUAAACAAAAACAAUCCCAAGGAAGAUAAACCUUUCCUUUAGUGCUUGUAUUUCCUCCUGCUAAGAAAUAAAAUUGCGAAGCUGC
Molecule: messenger RNA, 715 nt
Organism: Portunus trituberculatus (swimming crab)
Lineage: Eukaryota; Metazoa; Arthropoda; Malacostraca; Decapoda; Portunidae
Product: ctenidin-3-like
Exons: 2
Coding region: 66-563 (165 amino acids)
Source: RefSeq, a predicted model, not a curated record